This is a messenger RNA of Erinaceus europaeus (western European hedgehog), 6801 nucleotides long. It is a transcript of the gene ARFGEF1, whose product is annotated as ADP ribosylation factor guanine nucleotide exchange factor 1. The transcript is spliced from 39 exons. The coding region runs from base 26 to 5569 and encodes 1847 amino acids. The record is from RefSeq and is a predicted model, not a curated record. Gene Ontology annotation, biological process: regulation of ARF protein signal transduction. Gene Ontology annotation, molecular function: guanyl-nucleotide exchange factor activity. NCBI's taxonomy places the organism in Eukaryota, Metazoa, Chordata, Mammalia, Eulipotyphla, Erinaceidae.
CGCCGCCGCCGCCGCCUCCGCGUUCAUGUAUGAGGGCAAGAGGACGAAGAACAUGUUCCUGACCCGGGCCCUGGAGAAGAUCCUGGCCGACAAGGAAGUGAAGAAGGCGCAUCACUCCCAGCUGCGCAAAGCGUGCGAGGUGGCCUUAGAGGAAAUAAAAGCUGAAACUGAAAAACAGAGUCCUCCUCAUGGAGAAGCAAAAACUGGAUCAAGUACCCUUCCACCAGUGAAAUCGAAGACAAAUUUUAUAGAAGCAGACAAGUACUUCUUACCCUUUGAAUUGGCAUGCCAAUCCAAAUGUCCCCGCAUAGUUAGUACGUCUCUAGAUUGUUUACAGAAACUCAUUGCUUAUGGACACCUAACUGGCAGUGCUCCAGAUAGUACAACACCAGGCAAAAAAUUAAUUGAUAGAAUUAUUGAAACAAUUUGUGGCUGUUUCCAAGGUCCUCAAACAGAUGAAGGAGUACAGUUGCAAAUAAUAAAGGCUUUACUUACUGCAGUAACAUCUCAACACAUAGAAAUCCAUGAAGGAACUGUACUGCAAGCUGUGAGAACAUGUUACAAUAUCUAUCUAGCAAGCAAGAAUCUCAUCAAUCAAACAACAGCCAAAGCUACUCUAACACAGAUGCUAAAUGUUAUCUUUGCUCGAAUGGAAAACCAGGCAUUGCAGGAAGCCAAGCAAAUGGAAAAAGAACGGCAUCGGCAGCAGCAGCAGCAGCAGCAGCAGCAGCAGCAGCAUCUGUUGCAGUCUCCAGUAAGCCAUCAUGAGCCUGAAUCACCUCAGCUUAGAUAUUUGCCAUCUCAGACUGUUGAUCAUAUACCCCAAGAACAUGAAGGGGACCUUGACCCCCAUUCAAUUGAUGUGGAUAAAAGCCUUCAGGAUGACACAGAACCUGAAAAUGGAUCUGAUAUUUCCAGUGCAGAAAAUGAGCAGACUGAAGCUGAUCAGGCAACUGCAGCUGAAACAUUAUCUAAAAAUGAUAUAUUAUAUGAUGGAGAAAACCAUGACUGUGAGGAAAAGCCACAAGACAUUGUACAGAGCAUUGUAGAAGAAAUGGUGAACAUCAUUGUUGGAGAUAUGGGAGAAAGAACUACUGUGAAUGCAAGUACAGAUGGCAGCAUUGGGACUAUAGAGGAUGGUAGUGACAGUGAAAAUAUUCAAGCAAAUGGAAUUCCAGGAACACCAAUUUCUGUUGCAUAUACGCCGUCCUUACCUGAUGACAGAUUGUCUGUCUCUUCCAAUGAUACUCAGGAAUCCGGAAAUUCUUCAGGACCUUCACCUGGUGCUAAGUUUUCCCACAUUUUGCAAAAGGAUGCCUUUUUAGUAUUCAGGUCAUUAUGUAAACUCUCAAUGAAACCACUUUCAGAUGGACCACCAGAUCCAAAGUCUCAUGAGUUACGAUCCAAGAUUCUUUCAUUGCAGUUACUUCUGUCCAUUCUGCAGAAUGCAGGACCUGUUUUCAGGACAAAUGAGAUGUUUAUUAAUGCUAUUAAGCAGUAUCUAUGUGUUGCACUUUCAAAAAAUGGAGUCUCAUCUGUUCCAGAGGUUUUUGAACUUUCUCUUUCCAUAUUUCUUACAUUGUUGUCAAAUUUCAAGACACAUCUGAAGAUGCAGAUUGAGGUCUUCUUUAAAGAAAUUUUCUUAUAUAUUUUGGAAACUUCUACCAGCUCAUUUGAUCACAAAUGGAUGGUUAUACAAACACUGACAAGGAUUUGUGCAGAUGCUCAGAGUGUAGUGGAUAUUUAUGUAAAUUAUGAUUGUGACUUAAAUGCAGCAAAUAUAUUUGAAAGACUAGUGAAUGAUCUAUCAAAAAUUGCUCAAGGACGGGGUAGUCAGGAACUUGGCAUGAGUAAUGUUCAGGAAUUGAGCCUGAGGAAAAAAGGCUUAGAAUGUUUAGUUUCAAUUUUGAAGUGUAUGGUUGAGUGGAGCAAGGAUCAGUAUGUAAAUCCCAACUCUCAGACAACUCUUGGUCAGGAAAAACCUUCAGAGCAAGAGACAAGUGAAAUUAAGCACCCUGAGACAAUAAACAGAUAUGGAAGUUUAAACUCUCUGGAGUCGACGUCGUCAUCAGGAAUAGGCAGCUAUAGCACACAGAUGUCUGGCACUGAUAAUCCAGAACAAUUUGAGGUCCUCAAGCAACAAAAAGAAAUCAUAGAACAAGGAAUAGAUUUAUUUAAUAAAAAACCAAAGAGAGGGAUACAGUACCUCCAAGAACAAGGAAUGCUUGGAAUUACAUCUGAAGAUAUUGCCCAAUUUUUACAUCAAGAGGAAAGAUUAGACUCUACCCAGGUGGGUGAGUUCCUAGGAGAUAAUGAUAAGUUUAACAAAGAAGUCAUGUACGCGUAUGUGGAUCAGCACGACUUCUCAGGAAAGGACUUUGUUUCAGCCCUUCGAAUGUUUCUGGAAGGAUUCCGUCUUCCAGGAGAAGCUCAGAAAAUUGAUCGAUUGAUGGAAAAAUUUGCUGCAAGAUACCUAGAAUGUAAUCAAGGACAAACUCUUUUCGCUAGUGCAGAUACAGCUUAUGUUUUGGCUUACUCAAUUAUCAUGCUGACCACAGACCUUCACAGUCCACAGGUACAUUUCCUCCUAACCCCUUUUUAUAUUAUUAUUAUUGUUGUUGUUGUUGUUGUUAUUAACCAAAGCACUGCUCAGCUUUGGUUUAUGAAUCAAAAUUAUGUGACUGUUUUUGUCUUAACUUUUAAAGACUUUUUAAUGGAUGUGGCCAGUGAAAAACAAAGAAGACUUCUUUAUAAUUUAGAAAUGGAACAGAUGGCUAAGACAGCUAAAGCACUUAUGGAGGCUGUGAGUCAUGUGCAAGCACCGUUUACAAGUGCAACACAUUUAGAGCAUGUAAGACCCAUGUUUAAGUUGGCUUGGACCCCAUUUCUGGCUGCAUUCAGUGUGGGUUUGCAAGACUGUGAUGAUACUGAAGUAGCCUCUCUCUGCCUGGAAGGUAUAAGAUGUGCAAUCAGAAUUGCAUGCAUUUUCAACAUUCAGCUGGAAAGAGAUGCAUACGUCCAGGCCUUAGCAAGAUUUACCUUACUCACAGUGAGUUCUGGGAUUACUGAAAUGAAACAGAAGAACAUUGACACAAUAAAAACACUUAUCACAGUUGCCCAUACAGAUGGAAAUUACUUGGGAAAUUCAUGGCAUGAGAUUCUGAAGUGCAUCAGUCAGUUGGAGCUUGCACAGCUAAUAGGAACUGGAGUGAAACCUCGUUACAUUUCUGGGACAGUACGAGGCAGAGAAGGAUCUCUUACUGGAACAAAAGAUCAGGCUCCUGAUGAAUUUGUGGGUCUGGGACUAGUUGGAGGAAAUGUGGACUGGAAGCAGAUAGCGAGUAUUCAGGAGUCCAUUGGAGAGACCAGCUCACAGAGUGUUGUUGUUGCCGUAGACAGAAUAUUUACAGGAUCUACAAGGCUAGAUGGAAAUGCUAUUGUGGAUUUUGUCCGUUGGCUUUGUGCUGUGUCUAUGGAUGAAUUACUUUCCACUACACAUCCAAGAAUGUUUAGUCUACAAAAAAUAGUAGAAAUAUCGUAUUACAACAUGGGAAGAAUAAGAUUGCAGUGGUCUCGAAUUUGGGAAGUUAUUGGCGAUCAUUUUAAUAAGGUUGGCUGUAAUCCUAAUGAAGAUGUAGCUAUUUUUGCAGUAGACUCCUUGAGGCAGUUAUCAAUGAAGUUCUUAGAGAAGGGGGAGCUUGCUAAUUUCAGAUUCCAGAAGGAUUUCUUAAGACCUUUUGAACAUAUAAUGAAACGGAACAGGUCUCCAACAAUUCGAGACAUGGUUGUACGGUGUAUAGCACAAAUGGUUAACUCUCAGGCUGCUAACAUUCGGUCUGGAUGGAAGAACAUUUUCUCAGUAUUUCACUUAGCCGCAUCUGAUCAAGAUGAAAGCAUAGUGGAGCUUGCCUUCCAGACAACAGGGCACAUUGUCACCCUCGUGUUUGAAAAACACUUUCCAGCGACCAUUGAUUCUUUCCAGGAUGCAGUCAAGUGUCUGUCUGAAUUUGCGUGCAAUGCAGCUUUCCCAGACACAAGUAUGGAAGCAAUCCGGCUUAUUCGCCACUGUGCAAAAUAUGUGUCUGAUAGACCCCAGGCUUUCAAGGAAUAUACAAGUGACGAUAUGAACGUGGCACCCGAAGAUAGGGUGUGGGUGAGAGGAUGGUUCCCAAUUCUCUUUGAGUUAUCCUGUAUCAUCAAUAGAUGCAAAUUAGAUGUAAGAACCAGGGGGUUAACAGUAAUGUUUGAAAUAAUGAAAACUUAUGGCUACACUUAUGAAAAGCACUGGUGGCAGGAUUUAUUUAGAAUUGUUUUCAGAAUCUUUGAUAACAUGAAACUGCCAGAACAGCAAACAGAGAAAGCUGAGUGGAUGACGACGACUUGUAACCAUGCGCUGUAUGCGAUCUGUGAUGUAUUCACCCAGUAUUUAGAAGUGCUCAGUGAUGUGCUUCUGGAUGAUAUUUUCGCCCAGCUGUAUUGGUGUGUACAGCAAGACAAUGAGCAGUUAGCGCGAUCUGGAACAAACUGUUUGGAGAAUGUUGUUAUUCUGAAUGGUGAAAAAUUUACCUUGGAAAUCUGGGAUAAAACGUGUAACUGCACACUGGAUAUCUUCAAAACAACUAUCCCACAUGCACUCUUAACUUGGCGGCCCACUUCUGGAGACACUGCUCUUCCACCUCCAUCUCCUGUGAGUGAAAAACAGCUGGAUACGAUAUCACAGAAAUCAGUAGAUAUCCAUGAUUCUGUUCAGCCAAGAUCUGCAGAUAAUAGACAGCAAGCACCAUUGCCUUCUGCCCCUCCUGUGAAUGAAGAAGUUGGCAAAAUUAAAACAACAGCAAAAUUUCCAGAACAAAAACUGUUUGCUGCCCUGUUGAUUAAAUGUGUUGUGCAGCUGGAACUCAUCCAGACCAUCGACAAUAUUGUAUUCUUCCCAGCCACAAGUAAGAAGGAAGAUGCCGAAAACUUAGCUGCGGCUCAGAGAGAUGCGGUGGAUUUUGAUGUUCGAGUUGAUACUCAAGACCAAGGAAUGUACCGCUUUUUAACAUCACAACAACUUUUCAAGCUACUGGACUGCUUACUGGAAUCACAUAGAUUUGCAAAAGCGUUUAACUCCAACAACGAGCAGAGGACUGCUCUCUGGAAAGCUGGUUUCAAAGGCAAAUCCAAACCCAACCUUCUGAAGCAGGAGACAAGCAGUCUGGCCUGUGGGCUGCGCAUUCUCUUCCGGAUGUACAUGGACGAGAGCCGGGUUAGUGCCUGGGAGGAGGUCCAGCAAAGGCUUUUAAAUGUCUGCAGUGAAGCGCUGAGUUACUUCCUUACAUUAACAUCAGAAAGCCACCGGGAAGCAUGGACUAACUUGCUGCUUUUGUUCCUAACGAAAGUUCUAAAGAUCAGUGACAACAGGUUUAAAGCUCACGCGUCAUUCUACUACCCUCUCUUAUGUGAGAUUACGCAGUUUGACUUGAUUCCUGAACUUCGUGCUGUCCUCAGAAGGUUUUUUUUGCGGAUCGGAGUUGUUUUUCAGAUAUCACAGCCACCGGAACAGGACCUUGGAAUGAACAAGCAAUGACGGAGCUGGAGUUUUCUUUUUUCUUUUCCUGUUGGUGUUUACAUUCCUCUGCUCCUUAAAAGGACCCUGGAGCUGAGGUUUCACCAGAAAUACAGUUUCUUUGAAAUGCAGUGUCUAAGGGAUACUGAUGCUUCUGUUUGUUGUGUCAGGCUCAUGUCGAGCAGAAAGCUUGUUCCCACAGUGUCAGCUUAUGCUCUUAUGUUUUUCCCUGGCCUCAGCUGCAGGGAGAUCCCCAAAUAUUUUUGGCAGGUGUGGAAUUAAAACUUACCCAAAGAACUAUAGACAUAAAGAUUUGAACUUCUGCAAGAAGUACAACUCAGGAGAGCUGUAUUUUGAAGGAUAAAAAUGUUUAUAAUUGGGGGGUGGGGGAGAAGAAAUUAUUGUUCAUGCUAAGAAAAAUAUUUAGCAACUAUGGUAUUCUUAUUCUGAAGAUUUUUUGCACACUCAGGCUGUCUGAGAUACUGGUAAUCACCCAUCUGUGAAAAAUGUACAGAGAUGCAGGCCUGUAACAUAAAAAUCUUAAACAUAUAGUUCUUCCUGCACUGUUUUAUUUCUUUAUUUUCUUAUUUGCUAAAUACCUAUAUUUUGUCAAAUGCACUAAACAUUUGAGUUGAUUUUUUUUUUUUAAUUUUGUGGGGAUUCUGUUUGCCCCUUUUGGGGGGAGGGUGAUAAUUUUGAGGGGUGAACAUGCCCAGAGGCUGUUGUGGCUGACACUUGUCAUGAUCAACAACAACAAAAAAAAAGGUAGAAAUUACCCUAUUGACAUAGCUACCUGUAAUAUACUUCUCUUAGGGCUUUUCAAGAUGAGCCAUUAAAAUAGAAUGAACCUUCUUGGACUGAAACUUGAAUCACUGCAAAAUGAAUCUAGGUUGCUGUCACUUUUUCUUUUCUUUUGGGUGGCGGGGCUUGAUGUAGAUUUUAUUCCUAUGUACAGAAUUAAUGUUGAAUCUAUCAAAGCAACAAAUCUGGCAUGGUUUGGGGAGAUUAGACUUACUGGAAAUGUAUUCAUACUGUGAAUUGUGCUGAUGGUUUAAAAAAAAAAAGACAAGAUUGUCAAGCAUUCCAUAAUAACAGUGGAUGUAGAAAUUUUUUUCAGAUGGAUAAAAUGUAUAUGGUACAGAUGUAAAGUUUUUUAUGUAAAAAAAAUUCUGUACAACUUUCUGUACAAUAUUGAUUCUCAUCUGGCAUAUUCUAAUCAGGUAAUAGGUCAAUAAAGUUUUUGGAUUAUUUCA